Messenger RNA from Thlaspi arvense, 870 nucleotides. The record is from the annotation of a GenBank genome assembly. Lineage: Eukaryota; Viridiplantae; Streptophyta; Magnoliopsida; Brassicales; Brassicaceae.
AUGGCAGACGUUCAGAUGGCCGACGCAGAAACCUUCGCCUUCCAGGCCGAAAUCAACCAGCUCCUCAGCCUUAUCAUCAACACCUUCUACAGCAACAAGGAGAUCUUCCUUCGCGAGAUUAUUAGCAAUGCCUCUGACGCCUUGGAUAAGAUCCGAUUCGAGAGCCUGACGGAUAAGAGCAAACUCGACGCCCAACCCGAGCUCUUCAUAAGGCUCGUCCCUGACAAGACCAACAAGACGCUCUCCAUUAUCGACAGUGGCAUCGGAAUGACCAAAGCAGAUUUGGUCAAUAAUCUAGGAACAAUUGCGAGGUCGGGCACCAAAGAAUUCAUGGAGGCGUUGCAAGCGGGGGCUGAUGUGAGCAUGAUUGGGCAGUUUGGUGUCGGGUUUUACUCGGCGUAUCUCGUUGCAGAGAAGGUCUUAGUGACCACCAAGCACAACGAUGAUGAGCAAUACAUCUGGGAAUCACAGGCCGGUGGUUCAUUCACCGUUACACGGGACGUCAACGCAAACAUGGAGAGGAUCAUGAAGGCUCAAGCAUUAAGGGACAGCAGCAUGAGCUCUUACAUGUCUAGUAAGAAGACUAUGGAAAUUAAUCCUGAUAAUGGAAUCAUGGAGGAGCUUAGGAAGAGAGCUGAGGCAGAUAAGAAUGAUAAAUCAGUGAAGGAUCUUGUGAUGCUGUUAUUCGAGACUGCCCUAUUGACAUCUGGAUUCAGUCUGGAUGAUCCCAACACAUUUGGGGCUAGAAUACAUAGGAUGUUGAAGUUGGGUCUGAGCAUUGACGAGGAAGAAGAAGCUGGUGGAGAUGAUGAUAUGCCGGCUUUGGAGGAAGAGGGCAACGAGGAGAGCAAAAUGGAGGAAGUAGACUGA